This is a messenger RNA of Phytophthora infestans T30-4, 309 nucleotides long. RefSeq lists its product as uncharacterized. The transcript has 3 exons. Lineage: Eukaryota; Oomycota; Peronosporomycetes; Peronosporales; Peronosporaceae. Bases 1 to 309 code for a protein of 102 amino acids. The record is from RefSeq and is a predicted model, not a curated record.
AUGCACACGGGGUGGAUAUGUGCACACGUAAUUGCGCGUGGGCUUCCUGGACGCCCGCGCGCGAUUGUCGGAGCGCUACAGCGCGAAUCGGAUAUGUAUGACGUCGAUCGACUGAUUGAGCUGUUUAAAAAGAAUCCUGGUAGGCCACUUAAAUGGCCUGUAGUCGAAGGGUUUGACGUAAAAGACAAAGGAAAGACCUACAAAGAGCAUCGUGUCGGCGUGGCAUUCAUCCACGGUGACUCAUUAGAAUAUCAAGUGGAAGAGCUAGCCCACGCCAUUCGCAGAGCUUACGCGCAUGGAACUCAGUAA